Molecule: messenger RNA, 594 nt
Organism: Thermochaetoides thermophila DSM 1495
Lineage: Eukaryota; Fungi; Ascomycota; Sordariomycetes; Sordariales; Chaetomiaceae
Exons: 2
Coding region: 1-594 (197 amino acids)
Cellular component (GO): mitochondrion; mitochondrial intermembrane space
Source: RefSeq, a predicted model, not a curated record
AUGGUCCAACCCUCCUCCCCAUCUUCUCUCACGCCGCAAUUCUGCUUCACGACAUCGGCAUUGAGAGAGUUCCUGCGCCUGUCUCGAAGCUCGGUCGAUGACACUAUUACCCAGAACCUGAAUGCUCUUGAAACGCCAGCUAGGGCAGGAUUUGACCCGACUUCGACCUCUCGUCUUGGACCGCGGCCUCUUUCACGACACAUCGAGGCAACAAAGUGCAAUGCCUUCAAAGACAAGGUGCUAUUUCCCUCGUGGCAGGCUCGGUCAGAUGUCUUGAGCUAUUGCAGCGUGGUGGCCACGAGUCCCGAUCCAGAUGACCCAGAGGCAGCCCUAAGGCAGGCAGAACAGGAGAAGAACCGAGAGCGAGUAGUGGACGAAAGACUAGAUCCUUACUCGACGCGGGUCUUCCCGCGACAGGCGCGUACCGAGCUGCUCGCCGACAUUAUCCGACAAGAGAUAAGGGUAGAGAACAUUGUCCGCUCCCGCACUUGGGACAUAGUCCGGCAGCGAUGCGACAGCCAAGCACAUGCUAGCUGGGAGGAUGCUUUGGCCGACUGGCGAGCCUCCAAAAUCUCCCCUGAGGCAGGUCGAUGA